AUGUCUAUUACUCCUCCAAGAACAGUGGGCAGAUCCAACAACAACGUCAGAUCAUUCGAAAACUUCCUCCAAGGAUGGUUGGUUCGUCAAGAACAUUAUUUGGAAGAACUCCGAUGCACACUCUCAACGUCCCACCAAUCAAAAGACGAAGAUCUUCGAGAUUUGAUCUCUCGUGUGCUUUUCCAUUACCAACAAUACUACGAGGAGAAAUCCCGAAUCGCUAAGCACGAUGUUUUUCUGGUUUUCUCUCCGCCCUGGUUCUCCCCUUUUGAACGGAGUUUUUUCUGGAUCGCCGGUGUGAAACCGGGACUAGCGUUUCGGGUGGUCGGUAGUUCGGUGGAGGAUAUGAGUGAGGAGCAGGUUGAGAGGAUGGAGAAAUUGAAGGCGGAGACGAGGGCGGAGGAGAAGGAGUUGGGUGAUGAAUUGGCGAGGAUUCAGGAGGGUCUGGCGGCGCCACCUGUAUUUGAGGUGGCGAGGAGGGUGGCGGUGGAGGAGGAGUGUGGUGAGAUGGAUUCGGUGAUGGAGACUUUGAGGGUGGAGAUGGAGUCGGUGUUGGCGAAUGCGGAUAUGCUGAGGACACGGACGGCGGAGAAGGUGGCGAAGAUAUUGACGGCGGUGCAGGAUGUGAAGUUCUUGGCGGCGUUGACGGAGUUGCAACUCAAAAUUAGGAUGUGGGGGUCCCACUUGAGUCGGUGA
Cynara cardunculus var. scolymus (artichoke) is the source of this 696-nucleotide messenger RNA. RefSeq names its product protein DOG1-like 4. Gene Ontology annotation, molecular function: sequence-specific DNA binding. NCBI's taxonomy places the organism in Eukaryota, Viridiplantae, Streptophyta, Magnoliopsida, Asterales, Asteraceae. The transcript has a single exon. The record is from RefSeq and is a predicted model, not a curated record. Gene Ontology annotation, biological process: DNA-templated transcription. The coding region runs from base 1 to 696 and encodes 231 amino acids.